Messenger RNA from Trifolium pratense (red clover), 1623 nucleotides. Its product is annotated as auxin-responsive protein IAA27-like. Gene Ontology annotation, molecular function: protein binding. NCBI's taxonomy places the organism in Eukaryota, Viridiplantae, Streptophyta, Magnoliopsida, Fabales, Fabaceae. The transcript has 5 exons. Gene Ontology annotation, cellular component: nucleus. Gene Ontology annotation, biological process: regulation of DNA-templated transcription. The coding region runs from base 388 to 1293 and encodes 301 amino acids. The record is from RefSeq and is a predicted model, not a curated record.
UGAAGCAUAAGUAUUUAUUUUUGAAUAAAAAGGAUGAUAAAAUAAGAAAAGUAUGCCGGUACUUUCUGUGUGUUGUCGGAGUAAUUGGCCACAAAAAGAUUCACUCAAAUUUAUUAAAAUCUAAAAAUAAAAAAAGUCUCUUAAAAAAUUUGUUAAUAAAAGCAAACAAAAACACAAAAACCGUAUUUAACACUUUAAUAAAUGUUCCAUGUUUAUGUUCUUUCUCCCUCACUUCACUUGAAUACAAUACAAUUUUUUUAAUGAACACUUCAUAAGUUACACAGAACAUUCUCUUAUCUUUGUCUACUGUUAAUAACUUGUGUUCUGUUUUCUGAUUUUUCAUUUUUCUACAAACAAAAGAGUGGAACAAGGUUUAAGGUUUUUUUGAUGUCUGUGCCAGUGGAACAAGGUGGUUAUGGUGGUUGUUUGAAAGAGGUUCCUUCAAUGGAAACUACUGAGAGGAACAUUGGAUUGAACCUCAAAGCUACUGAACUGAGGCUUGGGUUACCAGGCUCUGAAUCUCCUGAGAGAGAAAAUGGUGGGUUGUCUAUGCUUAAGAGUUUGGUGUCUGGUGCUAAAAGGGGUUUCUCUGAUGCUAUUGAUGGAGGUUCUGGGAAAUGGGUUUUGUCUGGAAAUGGUGGAUCUGAAGUGGGGUUGUGUAAAGAUGGAAACUUGUUUUCUCCUAAAGCUAAAGGUGGUGUUGGUGAAUGCAACAAACAACAAAACCCUUUCUCUGCUGCCUCAGUUGUUAAAGAAUCUGUUCCACACUCUCCAAAGCCUUUGCAUGAUAACAAACCACAGAUUUCUUCUCCUCCUUCUGCAAAGGCGCAAGUUGUAGGAUGGCCACCAAUCCGAUCUUUCAGGAAGAACUCAAUGGCUACUCCACCUCAAAAGAAUGAUGCUGAUGCAGAAGCCAAAUCUGAAUGCCUCUAUGUAAAAGUCAGCAUGGAAGGUGCUCCAUACUUGAGGAAAGUGGAUCUGAAUGGUUUUAGCUCUUAUAGGGAACUUUCUUCGGCACUCGAAAAGAUGUUCAGUUGUUUUACAAUCAGUCAAUGUGGAUCAUAUGGAGUUUCUUGUCAAGAAAAAAUUUUAAGUGAAAGUAGAUUGGUGGAUCUUCUUCAUGGUUCGGAAUAUGUGCUUACCUAUGAAGACAAGGAUGGUGAUUGGAUGCUAGUUGGUGAUGUUCCAUGGGAAAUGUUCACCGAGUCUUGCAAGAGGCUGAGGAUAAUGAAGAGCUCUGAAGCAAUUGGACUAGCACCUCGAGCCAUGGAAAAGUGCAAAAGUCGCAACUAGCAUGCAAUGUGCAAGUUGUAUACUGAUCAGUAAAGACUGAAGAUGACAUCUAUUUUAAGUUUAAAAUACCUUGUUGUUUGCUUAUGUAUGUAUAAUUCUAUAUACAAAGCUUUCUAAUCCUAAACUUUAUAGUAGGCCAAAUAUAUUAGGCAUGUUAUGGUAUGGACGACUACAAAUCAUUUUGGUGUAGACGUUCUCGAUGCUUCUUAGGUUGUUGCUUACUUUAAUCACAGUCAUGAAGGCUGUUAUUAGUAUAUAAAUUUUGUAUUUCUCUAUUAACUUGUUCACCCUAUCUCUUCAAGUUAAUGUAAGUGAACUUCUUGUUUGUCA